GAAGUCUGUUGGCCUUGGCCGAUGCAGCUUUUCACAGGCCCUCGCAGAUGCUGCAGAGCAGGAAAGAACAUUGGCUUCGGCAGAAGCACCCAAAGCACUUCUUCCGUUCGGUGCCGGCUGUACUGCGAUCUUUGCUGCAGUGUGCGUGACCUUGAAAAUCUUCGAGGAGGAUCCGGCAAAUCAAGCAACCGCCGCCGCUGUGGGCUCCGGGUGGAACACUAGAACGGACGGAUUCGCAGCCCUCCUGGACGUAUUUUUUGCAUUCGCAUCAGUUUUUGGGGCCAUGGCGACGAACGACCAAGCCUUGUUGGUGAUAUCGAAGCUGCGACCUCAACUACGCAAUCUGCAGCAGGAGGAAGACGAGGUGGAUGGAGAGCCGAUAGAAAUCGAAGAUGGCGACGUGGAGGUCGGCAGGAGGGCGCGAGCAGCACUGGGGAUUCUGAGCUUCACGGCUUGCUUUCUUCCACUCACCUGGUUCGAGACCGGAUUUCCGGCAGCAACGUUAACAGGAAUCCCCUCAGAUGAGAUGGCAGUGAUCGUGUCUGCCAGUGCCGCAGCACAAGCAGCAUUCAGCUUCCUUAUUGCCGAGAAGUUUUUCGCCGAUGCCGAGCGUAGGGUCGCAGCACAGUCUCGACAAGCAGCCCUGUCCGAACUAUUCUUCGCGCAGGCCCAAGCAGACUCGGCCAUCCUGGGCGCCAACAGUGCCAUAAGUGCGACGAGCCUUGGCUUCGCAUCCACAGCGGCUGAAUUCUCCAGAGCAUCUUCGGCCCUAUCGCUGUGGCCAGCAGUUCUCAGCACGGUCCGUUCGACCGCCAGUUCCCUGACGUCUCGGGCUGAAGCAGACGCAGCGUGGCUUGAAAAUCAGGCUUCGCAGCGCAUCUUGGCAGGAGCAUCGGUUAGCAUGGAUGGAGCAGACACGGUGUCUGCAACAGUGCGUGAGCUCCGGCAGCUGCAACGCGAUUUUUCACUGGAUGACUUCACAGAAACUGUGCGCGCCGAGCUUCGAAGUCUCGAUCCCAAUUGCAUGAAGGACUUUCGAGGCCUCGCUGCCGAGCAGCGUCGAAAAGUGCAUUUAGUGGCAGCCGAGCUUGGAAUGCUUUCGCAGUCCUACGGGCUGUCUAGGCCGGGGACCCGGUCGCGCAGCGUCCGGGUGACCAACAUCUUAUCCAGUCGGGGAGCGCUUGCAGACAAUGCUCCGUCUGAUGACGGAUUUCUCAGCGACCUCCAGACAAUUGUGCGGGAUCUGAAAGCCGAAGCAUUGCAGAUCGAGAGAAGUCUGAGGCAACGAGGACAAACACAGAACGCCCUGGUUGCUGCGCUUGUUGCUUUGAGCACGGCCUCGCCAUGGUUACUGGGAAGCAGCGCAGCGGAAUUAUACCUGCCGUUGGCCACUGGAACUGUUGGGCUCUGCACGGCAUGGCAAGAAACCGCAGGGAAGGGCGCCGUUGCAACUGCGAAGAGGCAGAGUGCAUUUCUGUUGACUCGGGAGGCUCGGGCCGAGCUUUUCUUUGGUCGAGCGCAACUUGCGUAUGCACCUUUCCCCACCGACUUGGCCAUCGCAACCCUUGCAACAACGGCUUCGGUGUUGUCCGUAGAAUUCGCUGGCAAUAUCUUGAGACUGACGGCCUUGUCGAUGGUCAUUCCUGCAAUGGCAGCAUGCUCCAUAGCAAUGCAUCGGCGGCACAAGGUGGAGAGGUUUGCAGCGGCAAGUAUGAGAUGUGUGGAUGCCAAGCCGAUGCGAUCCCGUCGCUCGUACUGGAAACGGAGAUGGUGGCUUUUGCCUACAGUUUGUGGUCUGUUUUUUCCUUGCGACACCGCUGGCAGUGUGACGAUUGCUUGUGCCAUGCUGUCGGCGGAGAUUGCGCUAGCAAUGGCCGAGAGCUUGUCCUACCUGGCCGAUGCUGAAGGCAGCGUCGCCAGGGCCAGCCGUGCAGUGGCUACCGCCGAAGCCUGGUCGCAGCUUGCCCAGUUCUCGGUCCGGGCGCUGCCGGCACGCACCUCCGUGGCCGUGGCAGCUGAGCUCAGGCGGAUCUCACGACAGUGUGCCAAUCUGUUUUUGACACAGACUGAGGUUGCGACACUAGUUGCAACUGCAUUGGUCGAGUUCUCCUUGCCUUUGUGUGCGCUAUUUCCUGUGCUGGGUGCUGCAGUUCUUGUACGCUCAGUUCAACUGAACAGGCAAGCCCAAACGGCCGCAGAGAAGUUGGAGCAGGAGUUCACGGACAUGCAGAAGUUGAUGAAGGCAGAGCCGUGGACGAGACUGCGACGACUCUCCGGCCAAAGCAGCCGCAUGAUUUUGAAAGAGCUGCCGGUGUCCAGGUGGAGGUUCGAUCCUAGCAUCUUGACUGGUAUCAACUUGAACAACCAAAUCCGGCGAGGCUUUAUCAGGCUGAAAAAUCUUUGGGAGGAUCGAGGGCCGGCUGAGGCUUACAAGCAAGCACCAGCCGAGCAGGCGGUCCAAAGUGUUCAGCGAAACCUCCAAGAGUUUCGCACACUGACGAGGUUCAACUCCAGGACUUGGUUCCGCACCCUGUCCGUUGUGGGCCUUGUUGCCGUGGCUUCAGUGCUGCAGCCGUGGUUUCUGUUCUCCAGCAGCGAGGUUGUGUUGCCUGUGUCUGGCGCUCUCUUGACUAUAUUCGUUGCGGCUUCCGAAAGUGAGGCUCGUCGAAGUGUAUCUGCUGCCAAAGUAAAGGCAGCAGACAUCAAGGCUGCCACCAGUAUCCUGGAGGAGCUGUCAGCAUCCGCCAUGCAAUUUCGAUCGCGACUGAUCGCUUGGGCCGGAGUCACCGCUGCGACCUGUGUUCUGUCGGUCAUCUCCGUCAGGCACUGGCCUCUUGCAGCCAGGUUUCCAUGGCUUGAGGUGGCUCAGCAUUGCUGGAGGCUCCUCUUGGUGAGCACACACAUAGGUGCUGCUAUUGCCAGCGUCUUGCCUGCCAAAGCAGUUUUUCUUUGGACAUCGCAGGUGAAGCGGGAUCUGCCGGCCGCCAGGUCGGCGCUUUCCCCACUGCCGUUGCAGCCUGGAGCAGUGUCUCGCGGCCAGCUUCCAAAGGGGAGCCGGUGGUUUGACUUGCUUCGUGGCACAUGGGUGUGGCAGCUUUUUGCAGCACUCCCUGGGGUUGCUUUGACUUUUUACCCAUCUUGCAGGAGCUUCGAGGAGAGGACAGUGGCAUCAACAGCUGCCAGCAGCUUUGUAGUCGCCACCAUGCUGUGUUUGGCCGAACGGGCACUCUACCGAGCGGAGCUUUUCAUAGCCGGGAGGCGAAUAACCUUUGCCCUGACAGAUACUUUGGCAAACGAGGCAGAACAACAAAGCGCCUUGUUGCCAGUGGCCACUGCAGCCACGAUAGCCGUGUCUGCCGCGGUGACAUUUGGUGUCGAGCUGAACCCCUUUGCCGCUUCUGCAUUGGCCCUCGUGCAGGCAAUCACUUGGGUUUUGGCAUCCCGCAAAGCAUUGGAAGCCAAGUUCGGAAGCGACGCGGCAGUGCAGGCAGGUGGCCACGGUCACCGAGGGCCGCCUUUUAGCUCGGCCGGGCCGGCUUCCCGACCUACGGACGGAAGCUUCGCGGCGGAGAAUCGGCCAGUGGCGAAGCUUCAUGAGCAUGCUGGCAUAAG
Messenger RNA from Symbiodinium necroappetens, 3612 nucleotides. Lineage: Eukaryota; Dinophyceae; Suessiales; Symbiodiniaceae. The record is from the annotation of a GenBank genome assembly.